Messenger RNA from Anastrepha obliqua, 1573 nucleotides. Its product is annotated as cytoglobin-1-like. Gene Ontology annotation, biological process: oxygen transport. Bases 369 to 836 code for a protein of 155 amino acids. The transcript has 4 exons. The record is from RefSeq and is a predicted model, not a curated record. NCBI's taxonomy places the organism in Eukaryota, Metazoa, Arthropoda, Insecta, Diptera, Tephritidae. Gene Ontology annotation, molecular function: oxygen binding; iron ion binding; heme binding.
UGACAUUAUGCACGCACCAACCCGCUAUGUCCACUCCUCUCUGGCGGAUCAUCUGCUUAGCCAUUAUCAUCACUGCUCGCUGUAGCGAUUGUUCCGGCUGACACUGGACAAUCGCAGCAGAGAAUUUAAAGCUAAACUGCAGCAAUACGCCGCAAUUCAGUAUCGAUUCUACUUUGAAUGAGUGUUGGCGCUAAAUUUUGCUAUAAAUUCUUCAAAAAUACUCAGUUUGAGCUGUUAAGUGUUACCGUGGACAAGCAACUGAACAGUGCUAAGAAAUAAAAGAGACAACCAAAGAAAAGCUAAGGCUUAAAUUUAACAAAAUAAUAAUUUUUGAUAAGAAAAUACAAAAUAACAAAACAUAAUAUAAAAUGGCAUUGAACGCUGAAGAUAUUGUUGAGAUCAAGAAGACCUGGGCCAUUCCGGUCGCUACACCAACCGACUCUGGCGCAGCGAUUCUCCUCAGAUUCUUCACAAAAUUUCCGUCCAAUUUGGAAAAAUUCCCAUUCCGAGAUGUGCCACUCACGGAACUGAAUAAUAGCGCACGCUUUCGUGCCCACUGUGGCCGCAUUAUCAAGACCUUUGAUCAGUCAAUCAGCCAGCUGGAAGAAGAAGGAGGUCUACAAAAGAUUCAAGAAAUCUGGCAAGAGAUAGCAAGAUCGCAUGUACAGCGCCAUCACAUUGAAAGGCCUGCAUAUUUUGAACUGCGCACAGCCAUUGUAGAAGUACUGACUGAGGCGUGUAACCUGAAUGAACGCCAAGCGGAAGCCUGGAAUAAACUACUCGACAUUGUAUACGACAUCAUCUUCAAGAAGUACGAUGAAUUGGGGGCUCAAUAAUGCUGGAGAAGUUGCAGGAAGGCGGCGGAGUGCUAAAGGAGUGCAUAUGCCAACAAAUCAACACUCAUACGCACACUCAUCACACACACACACGCAUAAGGAAAGUCAUGGGAAAGCAGGCAUGCGAACUCGCAUUUUCCACUAUGACAUUGCGGAAAUUUUGUAUGGCUCACUUUAGUGAACCAACAAUGCGAAUAUCUCCAUUAAAGCACACACACACACACACACACAUUUAGGGAAUAUUAACGUUGACGCUUUAACCUGCUUUUGUAGCGCAAAAGUUUUAUUGUGAAGUUGUAGUAGAAAAAGAAAACGAAGAACACGAAGAAGAAGAAGAAAAAUGCAAAUAUAGAAAAUGUCUUGAAACAUAUCUAAAAAAUUUAUACAGCAACUUGCUUUAUUGUAACGCCAUCCGUAAACUUUAACUCCAUCGCCUUUCCACCGUUGCUGCUGUCUUGAGUUUGAAGCUUUAUUUGUGCUGUUUUUUUCACAAUUAGCUGCUGUGAUUGUUGUUGUUGCAUUUGUAUACCUCCCAUCCAAGAAACUCUAAACGCAUCUGAACUGGCUAUAUUUGAAACAAAUAAAAAAAAAACAACUCCGAUGAACUCUUAAUGUUUCCGUUUACCUCUAUAAACAUUUUUUUUUGCUAAUGGUUUCUAAACUUUGUAAUUUUGUGAAUAACGUAAAAUGUAAGAAAAUAAAUAAAAAUAAAAUAAAAUAUAAAAUGAAUAAAAAUA